This is a messenger RNA of Phalacrocorax carbo (great cormorant), 1329 nucleotides long. The record is from RefSeq and is a predicted model, not a curated record. NCBI's taxonomy places the organism in Eukaryota, Metazoa, Chordata, Aves, Suliformes, Phalacrocoracidae.
CCCGCCGCGGGGCACGCCGGGACCGGUAGUGCCCGGGGGCCGCCGCCAUGUGCGCGGCCCUCCCCGCCGCCGGGGGCGGGGGGCGGGCGGUGGCCCGGCGGCUCGGCAGGGCCCGGGGGGCGGCCGGAGCGAGCCAGGUCCACAGCACAGCCAGCAUCCCGAGGCGCAGCAGGAGGAGGAAGAGCAUCGCCAUUGCCUACGACGCUGGGCAGGGGGAUGGUGUGGAGCAGGUGACGUCUGAGCCCCAGAGACCACGCUGGGAGCCGCAGGACUGGCGGCUGCAGCUGGAGCGCAUCCGGGAGAUGAGGAGGAACAGAGACGCUCCCGUUGAUGAGAUGGGAGUGGAGAAGUGUUAUGACAGCAGCGCACCUCCACAGGUUAUGCGCUACCAAGUUCUGCUGUCGCUGAUGCUUUCCAGCCAGACCAAGGACCAAGUAACAUCAGCCGCCAUGCUGCGCCUGAGGCAGCAUGGCCUCACGGUCGACACUAUUUUGCAGAUGGAUGAUGCGACGCUUGGGCAGAUCAUUUACCCUGUAGGAUUCUGGAGGAACAAGGUGAAGUACAUAAAGCAGACAACAGCCAUCCUGAAGCAGAAGUACGGGGGCGACAUACCGAGAACUGUGGAGGAGCUGGUCCAGCUGCCAGGAGUUGGGCCCAAAAUGGCCCACCUUGCCAUGAACAUUGCCUGGGACAGUGUGUCCGGGAUAGCUGUGGACACCCACGUGCACAGGAUCACAAACAGGCUGAAGUGGGUGAAGAAGGAGACCCGAUACCCCGAGGAAACUCGGGUAGCACUGGAGGACUGGCUGCCCAGGGAUCUUUGGAGGGAGAUAAACUGGCUCUUCGUGGGCUUCGGCCAGCAGACCUGCCUGCCUGUGAAUCCUCGCUGCAAUGAGUGCCUCAAUCAAGACAUUUGCCCAGCUGCUAAGACACGCUGAGGGAUCAUCCGGUCUUUGUAGAGCAACAAAGCUGCCUCGGCUCAGCAGCAGCCCAGAGCUGAGCCCUAGUAAAGCUGUGCUUUGCACGGGGCUGGCUGUGUGACUGCAGGGAAACAGGAGACUGCUGCAGCCAGCUCAGCAUCUCCGGGGAGGGAGCAGCCGCUGGCAAUGGCUGAGCUCGAGAGGAAAAAAGGGUCUUUCAAAGUGCAGCAGUCCUUAGCAGCACUGCUAAAGGCUCCAGCCCCCGUGUGAGGGCCUGAGCAUGUCCCGGCAGAGCAGCAGGCUGUGCCGCGUCAGGAUUAGCUGGAGAGAAAUGCUUUGUCUUAGGGGACUUGCUGCUGCUUGUAAAUACGCAUUUAAUAAAGGUGGUGGGGUUGGUUGUUUUUUUCCA